Molecule: messenger RNA, 858 nt
Organism: Penicillium waksmanii
Lineage: Eukaryota; Fungi; Ascomycota; Eurotiomycetes; Eurotiales; Aspergillaceae
Exons: 2
Coding region: 1-858 (285 amino acids)
Source: RefSeq, a predicted model, not a curated record
AUGGGCCAACCGAAAGUCCCCCCUCUCCCAUCCAACCUCGACUUAGCUGGGAAAACAGCCGUCGUAACCGGGGCCAGUGCAGGGAUGGGUCUUGAAACAGCUCGCCAGCUCUUAGCCCGAAACUGCGACACUCUGAUUCUCGCGGUACGAAACACGACCAAAGGCGAAGCCUGCGCACAAGAACUCCUCAACAACCCCACCAUCAAGGCGAAAGCAAAAUGUCCAGUCGUAAAGGCCCUACCCCUGGAUGUGGACCGCUAUGACAGCGUGAAAUCCUUCGCAAAAUGCCUUCAAAAAGAGGUCCCCGUCGUGAACAUCCUCAUUUUGAACGCAGGCAUUGCACGAUUGAACAUGGACCGAGUGCCGACAGAGAACUACCUCUCUAACGCUCUUCUUCUUUUCGAAUUACUUCCCUACUUAUACUCCUCGGCCGAGAAAUCUGGUUUCGCUACCCGAGUCACCUGGGUUGGAAGUCGGAAGCAUGACGGUGGAGGAACGUUCGAGUCGACACCCCCAGCCCCCGGAUCCUUAAUACUGAACCGGCUUGAUUCUGAUGAGAGGAGUUCUGUCACUACCCGGUAUGCGGAUAGUAAACUUCUCUGCGCGAUGUUCAUGUACGCCCUGGCACCGCGUUUGGAUUCUACCAAGAUUGUGUUGAAUAUGAUUUGUCCCGGUAUGGUUAGUACUGGAAUGAGUGAUUUCCUGCCAUGGUAUGGACGGGUCUUGGCUGGUGCUUUAAAGAUAGUAAAAGGGGCAAGGCCGGUUGAGGUUGGCGGUCUUUUGAUUGUUAAUGCGGCUGUCGUUGCUGGGGUGGAGAGCCAUGGGAGACAUCUUAGUGAUAAGAAGAUCUUGGAGUAG